AUGGUAUCUGGUGAGGAAGAAGAAGAAUAUAAAUGGACUCCAACGAUUACCGUCUCAGACAUCAAACUCAGUGGAUUGAGGGUAAACUUUGACCCACCGUACCCAGGGGCUGUCUGGCAUCACAUCUGUGCUCAGUUUCCAGACAAUUAUUUUAUGUGUGUCAAAAGAAUAUUCAAAGUUAAAAUGCCGUUGGCCAGUAAAUUUAUAGAGAUCCCUAACAACAAAACGUAUCGAAUAAUGGUCAGACCAUAUGAUAAUUAUACUAAACCUUUAUAUAAGUUUAUACCAGCAUCUUCUUAUAUCUUUCUACCUCCGUUUGAUACGGAGUUAACAACCAUUGAUAUACCAGUUGAAAGUCCUGUUCAAAAUGUAACAGAGAAAACGCCUGGUGAUGCAUCAGAAUUAUCCCAGCCGAUCAACAUAGCUGUCGUUGUCAUUUUAUGUUGUUUAGCCGCCUUGAUCGUUCUGACCCUGAUUGGCAUUCUGAUUUACAAGCGAAAGAAGAAAGAAAAACAAUUUGUUUACAAUCUGGGAGACGUCGAUUAUCCCGAUAUUCCUAGUACCAUACGGGAAUCAAGAGGGCCAGUCACAAUCACACCCUUGUAUCUUCAUGAUUCGACUGGAAUGGUGGAGGCCCAUUUGGACAUUCUAAGAAACCAGCCGAAUAUAAGUCUAGACAUGAUAAAUGUCAAAGAGAUACACGGAAAUAUUGCAGAAUGGAUAAACACAAAAAUUAAAUCUUUAUCUGAAAACACCGAUCUUGAUGUCUUAAUAUAUGCGUCAAAAACAUUGACAACAGCCUUCACAAACCCGGAUACAUUCCAUGAAAGUCUAGCAGACCAAAUCUGUGUUAAAGUUAUCGAGAAACUUUGUCAAAAUCCGAAUAUCGUACCCUAUAUUGUGUGUUUCGGAGAACAGGAAGAUUUGAAAAAUUAUCCUCCAUUGGUACAGUAUCCUAGUGUAAUAUCGGUGAUAAAAUAUAAAGCGGAUAAUAGUGUGUCCUUUGAUGGAACUUUGGACUUAAUUCGGAAAAUACUAUCCAUUGACGAAGCCACCCGGGCAAUAGUACAACAGUGA
Messenger RNA from Lottia gigantea (owl limpet), 1077 nucleotides. RefSeq lists its product as hypothetical. The transcript has 7 exons. Bases 1 to 1077 code for a protein of 358 amino acids. The record is from RefSeq and is a predicted model, not a curated record. Lineage: Eukaryota; Metazoa; Mollusca; Gastropoda; Lottiidae.